GGCAGGGUUUUUGUUUUUGUUGUUGCGUGGUUUUCUAGUUUGGCGGUUUCGCCGAAGCGACGACAGGGAAGCAUCAGCCCGGCGGGUCUGGUGCAGACAUCGCGGUGGGAUGGGCAUGACCGAGCUAACUUUAGCCCGGCUGAGCGGGAGGGCGGUACCGCCACCUGUUGAGCCGCUGUGUGCGCGGCGUGAGAUGCGUGCGUGUUCAGAUCAGACGAUUUAUAGCAUGGAUUUAUCCGGAGAUGACGCGACGGCUGCCUCCACUCAAGUGAACUGAAGAUCAACAUGCGGGUUUGCCUCUUAAAUGAAGGAGGCCCUGUCGGAGAUCAUCCAGCUGGCCACAGUGGAUUCAGAGCCGUGGGUGCUGAUGGUCGCCGACAUCCUCAAGUCCUUCCCGGAGACCGGCUCGCUCAAUCUGGACUUGGAGGAGCAGAAUCCGAAUGUGCAGGAUAUUCUCGGCGAGCUCAGGGAGAAAGUGAGUGAGUGCGAGGCAUCCGCCAUGCUUCCUUUGGAGUGCCAGUACCUGAACAAGAGUGCGUUAAUGACUCUGGUGGGACCUCUUACACCCCCCGUCAAACAUUUCCAGCUGAAGAGGAAGCCCAAGAGUGCCACCCUCCGAGCAGAGCUGCUACAGAAAUCCACAGAGACAGCCCAACAGCUUAAAAAGACAGCUGGAGUGCCUUUUCAUGCCAAAGGGAGAGGAUUGGUCAAAAAGAUUGACACUACUACUCCUCUCAAGGGGAUUCCCAAGGCCCCGUUCCGCAGUCCCACUGCCCCCAGUUUAUUCAGCCCUCCCAGCAACCGCACACCCAUUGCACCCGCGCGGACGCCCUUGCGUAAAGAGAGGGGGGUCAAGCUUUUAGAUAUUUCAGAGCUGGAUAUGGUUGGAGCUGGAAGAGAAGCUAAGAGGAGAAGGAAGACUUUGGAAACUGAGGCUGUGGAGAAAGCAGCCAAAGAGGAAGCAGCCGCGGCAGCAGUGGUGGAAAACACCACACCCGACUACGCUGCCGGCCUCGUCUCCGCACAGAAACUCGGGGCGCUGAACGAGAACCCGCUGCCGUCGACCAGCUACCUCCCCGCCACGCCCAGCAUGGUGCCCUCCUCCUCUUACAUUCCCAGCUCCGAGGCCCAGCCAGCCAACGCGGGCGGCUCCGGGCGGGACGUGCAGCAGGCGGCUCGCCAGCCGGAGGAGUCGGCGACGGCGGGCGCCGGCGCCACGGCGACCCUGCCGGGCCAGUACAAGCAGAGGACGCCGAUGUACAACGCCGGCAGCACGGCUAAUCCCGCGACCCCCACGUCGCCCAGCACGCCGGUCUCCACCCCGGCCAGCAACGGGCCCCCGGCGGCCGCCACGGCCAGCCAGCCGGAGACCCCCACGCCGACUCCCAGCACGCCUCAGACCCCCACCCCGACUCCCAGCCCCGUGCCACCACAGGCCCAGCCCAAAAAGAACCUGUCACUCACGAGAGACCAGAUGUACGCGGCCCAGGAGAUGUUCAAGACGGCCAACAAGGUCACCAGGCCAGAGAAGGCCCUGAUCCUGGGCUUCAUGGCUGGAUCCAGAGAGAACCCGUGCCCGGAGCAGGGCGAGAUCAUCCAGAUCAAGCUGAGCGAGCACACGGAGGUCCUCCCCAAAGCCGACGGCACCGGCAGCACCACCAUGCUGGUGGACACGGUCUUUGAAAUGAACUACUCCACGGGACAGUGGACCCGCCUCAAGAAAUACAAACCCAUCACCAACACCUCCUGAGGCGCCACGCUUUCUCAACAUCAACAACAAACAACAACAAAAAUCGCACGCACCUCAGAGGGGUCUGAUCCAGUUCGAAGAAGCCAUGUUUACACAUUUAAAAGUAUUUGCAUUCACGUUUGGGCCAAAUGGAGCAGCGGGCGACGUUCCUGCAUCGCCACAGUGCGGGACUCUUUGAAGAACAUUUCUGUACUUUGUUUGGUCGUUACUCGGAGCCUUUUUAUUGUUUCAGUUUUAAAGUUCCCUCCCCGAUUCCCGGAUGCUCCUCUGGUCAGAGAUUUGUACGAUUCUGGUCCGAGGAACAGUUCCCACGGCGGACACCUUUCAGCUGUUGUACUCUGAGGUGCAAGCGCGUCUCAUAAAAGAAAAGACCAGACUGUGGAUAUUUUUCUGUAUGAAUGUCACAUUUGCAGUAUAUCUUCCACCCUUCAGAACAGAAGGGUGACAAAAAAUAAAUAAAAGAACAAUGACACGUGGACUUAGAGGUGACCGGGGGAAGAAAAAAAAAAAAAAAACAAGAGCGGAGGAAAUGAGUUCUUAAUGCUGACGCGUUCGGUUUGGAGCCUGCAGGUGGAUGUUUUCAACAUUUCUUUUGUCCUUUUUCCAAAGAAGGCAAGAAAAUAAAGUAACAGAAUCCAGUGAGAUGUUUCAGCAAUUUGUAUGCCUUCCCCCCCCAUGUGUAAGUACAUUAA
Messenger RNA from Pungitius pungitius (ninespine stickleback), 2442 nucleotides. It is a transcript of the gene nelfa, whose product is annotated as negative elongation factor complex member A. The record is from RefSeq and is a predicted model, not a curated record. The coding region runs from base 305 to 1750 and encodes 481 amino acids. NCBI's taxonomy places the organism in Eukaryota, Metazoa, Chordata, Actinopteri, Perciformes, Gasterosteidae. Gene Ontology annotation, cellular component: NELF complex. Gene Ontology annotation, biological process: negative regulation of transcription elongation by RNA polymerase II. The transcript has 11 exons.